Messenger RNA from Patiria miniata (bat star), 1513 nucleotides. Its product is annotated as protein transport protein Sec61 subunit beta-like. Gene Ontology annotation, cellular component: Sec61 translocon complex. Lineage: Eukaryota; Metazoa; Echinodermata; Asteroidea; Valvatida; Asterinidae. The coding region runs from base 104 to 412 and encodes 102 amino acids. The transcript has 4 exons. The record is from RefSeq and is a predicted model, not a curated record. Gene Ontology annotation, biological process: intracellular protein transport.
UGAAAUUCUAAACGCAUAAAUAGGGAACCAGUCACCUGAUUGACACGACAUCAUUUUCUGGGACAACCAACUUUGGGAUCUAAGCGUCAACAGCUGCUCAAAAAUGCCUGGGCCGUCUCAAUCAGCGACAUCAGUGGGAGGAAGUCGCUCCCCUUCCUCCAAGCAAGUCAGCGCCAGGGGAGCGUCAGGCAGUGGACAAGUCAGACAAAGGAAAGGCGCAAGCACAUCCGGCAGGACAAGUCGAUCAGUAGCUGGGGGAGGCACUGGUGCAAGCGGAGGUGGCAUGUGGAGAUUCUACACUGAAGACUCACCUGGCCUUAAAGUGGGUCCAGUUCCUGUUCUAGUCAUGAGCCUCAUCUUCAUCGCAUCAGUGUUCAUGCUGCACAUAUGGGGCAAAUACACACGAGCUUAAACACGCAUUCCGGGACCACUCAACUCAACCGACCAAUCAAAAGUCGUCGAGGAAUUCCAAAGUUUCCAUAUCACGAACUAAGCCACGAAGAUCCUUUGCAUUUGUGUGGACAUGUCGCCAGUUUUACACCACGAAUCAGGACUUGCUUACGUUGUUAUAUGGAAUGUUUUGAAAACACGACUUUUCUGAUUUUCCUACUAUUUUAUUUUGUUUGGACUCAUUUUGUUUUAAAAGUUCCCUUCAAUUUUUUUUUUUUGUCAUCUGUGAUGAGUUUCAUGGUAACAUUGACCUCUUUGAUUUUUUUUUUCUUUUUCAAUUUUGUUUGGAUAAAUGAAAUAUGUUUUAAUUACUUGGUCAUUUUGUGUUUUCCCUUGUCAAUGUACUAGCUACACAACAGGGCAGUUUAAACUGUGCUUGUCAAAUUUGGUGACACUUUUCGUGGGGAAUAGGGUAAAAGAUCAAGAAAUUAUGGGAAAUUAUUGUAAAAUAAAAAUGUGUGCUGUGCAUGUACUUCAUCUUGUCAAACAUGUCGGUGCCGUAGUUGAUCCCAUCACAAGAGCGGUCGCAAGUCAAUUUACAAGUCCGGUCAAAACUAACGGUGGAUGAACAGUAACAAAGGAAUACCUUUGUUGGUUCAUUUGACUUGUGACCGACUUGUGAUGGACAUGCCUACUUAGCUAUUCAAAAGGAUUUCAAUGCUUUCCUUGUAAUGCAUUCUGUAUUUAUUGAACUAAAACAGAAGUUUGAUUAUUAGUGGUUACGUAAGUAUAACUGCACAAUAGACCCAACACGUUGAAGGUACCUCAAAAAACGUUCUUUGUUAUUUUGAUUUAGUAACAAUGAGUGCACAAACGGUUUACUUGUUCCUAUCUAAGCAACACAAAAACAUUGCCCUCUAACUCCGCCCUAACGCAAAAGUCUAUUUUAUCAACGGGGAAGUUUAACAAACUGACAAAUUAUUAUUUUGCAGUAAAUUUUUGUGCAUUUUCUUUUUGGAAUGUCACAAAUAUAGCAUUCUAACCAUACACCUAAAUAUUGUACAUGUACUUUGGCAUUACGACAGUGAAUUUUAAUAAAAUACGAAAUGUUAAAAACUUGAAA